CAGGUGUAUAUACCAGGGUUGAUAGAUGUUUUAUGCAUGCACAUUAUGUGUGAAACAUGUAGUCAAAACUGUGUUCUAUAGACGUCAUGUCUCCUGCAUAAUGGCAGUAAUACUGUCUAUACGUCUAUCUAGGGGCACACUGAAGGAGUUCGGACUAGCCCCACUGAUGCGAGAGAUAAGCUUAUCACACCAAACCUUGUUUUCUUGUAUGAAA
Molecule: messenger RNA, 214 nt
Organism: Geodia barretti
Lineage: Eukaryota; Metazoa; Porifera; Demospongiae; Tetractinellida; Geodiidae
Source: the annotation of a GenBank genome assembly